CAUGUCUCUUCUAUCAAUCAACCAUCAUCUUCGGCUGUUUAUCUUGUUCACAGCAUUGCUCCUUUUUGCUGGGCCUGCCAUCUCGGUACCCUCUUACAAGACCGGUCAUGACGACGAUAAGGGUGUCAUACGCGUCAAGCAUGGAGAGUCUAUCCAGGCGGCUAUCGAUCGUGCAAAGCCAUACACUCGCAUCGAAGUUGAAGGAGAACAUCGAGAGCGCGUAGUCAUCAAGAAAGAUGGCAUAUCGCUUAUCGGUAAGGGUGCUAAGCUCUCGCCUCCCAGUGAGCCCGACAGCACGAAGAACUAUUGCUACGGCAAGGUCAAGGUUGGAACGGAUCCGAACCCAGACAACUUGAAGAACGUGAGUGCAGGCAUCUGCAUCCAUGGUCGCGACAUCAAGCUCAAAAUACCCUAUGAACCCGCUGCGCUCCACUGGAGGGUGGAGGAUGUCGGCAACCCCGUCAAAGACGUCUCGGUAUCCGGCUUCGAGAUUUCCGACUUCGACGGAGAGAAUAUCGCUGUUUACGGCGGCAAGGAUACUAAGAUCUCCCGCAAUAAAUUGAAGGGCGGCCUGAGGUACGGUUUCCUCACUGUCGGAUCGAAGGGCACCGAGGCAUGGAAAAACAAGAUCAGCGGCACGCCUGGUACGCUGAGGGCCGGGGAGAUUGCCAUGUGUAUGGAUGAUCGCUCGUCAGCGGUCUUCUCUGAAAACGUCAUCUCGAGCUACUUCAUCGGUCUAUGUACCGAGACUGACGAUGGCUUCGAGAAGGAAAACAACAUCCGUGACUGCUGUAUCGGCAUUGUCAUCGAUCCCACAGUCCGCAAUGCAAAGGCCAUCAACAAUGAUAUCGCCAAGUGGAACCCAGGAUGCUCGCCUGACGCAUCUGCCGGCAUCUCUCUGCUUGGAGCUAAGAAUGCACUGGUCAAAGGCAACAAGAUUAGCAUUGGCAGCAGUCCACCACUCACGUUAGGUGCCGGUAUCUUCAUGGGUUUCGAGGUUGAAUUUGGUGCUGUAAACGAAGGCAACACGAUCACAAAGAACGUGUUUGGGAAAAACCCUGCUGACAUCUAUGUCGACUCGACGGGCACCAAUUACAUCUUCAAUAACACAUGCGACUUACCUCUUCGGGCACCAGGCACGCCGGCGCCAGAAUUCUGCCAGCCACGAGGUCGGGCUUGA
Boeremia exigua is the source of this 1180-nucleotide messenger RNA. RefSeq names its product pectin lyase fold/virulence factor. The annotation marks the transcript as partial. The record is from RefSeq and is a predicted model, not a curated record. Lineage: Eukaryota; Fungi; Ascomycota; Dothideomycetes; Pleosporales; Didymellaceae. The transcript has a single exon.